AUGCCUCAGAACGAGUAUAUGGAAAGAUGGCGAAAGCUACACGGUCGCCGUCUUGAUCAUGAGGAACGAGUUCGCAAGCGUACCGCCCGUGAGGGCCACAAGGCUUCUCAGGAUGCCCAGAAUCUGCGCGGUCUCCGAGCCAAGCUGUACCAGCAAAAGCGACACAAGGAGAAGAUUCAGAUGAAGAAGGCCAUCAAGGCGCACGAGGAGCGCAACGUCAAGACCGCCGACGAGAAGGAGCCCACAACCCCUAUGCCCUCUUAUCUGCUGGACCGCACAAACCCCUCGACUGCCAAGGCCCUCAGCAGCGCCAUCAAGAAUAAGCGAGCUGAGAAGGCGGCCAAGUUUGCCGUUCCCCUGCCCAAGGUACGAGGUAUCAGCGAGGAGGAGAUGUUCAAGGUUGUCAAGACCGGUAAGAAGAUCCAGAAGAAGGCCUGGAAGCGUAUGGUCACCAAACCUACCUUUGUCGGACCCGACUUCACUCGACGUAACCCCAAGCACGAGCGCUUCAUUCGACCUAUGGGUCUCCGUUAUAAGAAGGCCAAUGUCACACACCCCGAGCUUGGUGUCACUGUCCAGCUCCCCAUCAUCAGCGUCAAGAAGAACCCCCAGAACCCUCUUUACACCCAGCUGGGUGUUUUGACCAAGGGUACCGUUAUCGAGGUCAACGUCAGCGAACUUGGUCUCGUGACCGCCGGUGGAAAGGUCGUCUGGGGUCGCUAUGCCCAGGUUACUAACAACCCGGAGAACGAGGGCUGCAUCAACAGUGUCUUGCUGGUGUAA
This is a messenger RNA of Fusarium tjaetaba, 783 nucleotides long. RefSeq names its product NSA2-like protein. Gene Ontology annotation, cellular component: nucleolus; preribosome, large subunit precursor. The coding region runs from base 1 to 783 and encodes 260 amino acids. The record is from RefSeq and is a predicted model, not a curated record. The transcript is spliced from 2 exons. Gene Ontology annotation, biological process: maturation of 5.8S rRNA; maturation of LSU-rRNA. Lineage: Eukaryota; Fungi; Ascomycota; Sordariomycetes; Hypocreales; Nectriaceae.